AUGGCGCUGGAAAAUUACCGGCGUCGAUUGCCAGAGGUUGUUGCUAGAGAUGGCGUGAAGAAAAUCACAGAGUUCUCAAUCGUCGGAGGUUGUAGGCGAUCACGAGAGAGAAGUGACAUUUGGGGGUUUGACGGAACGGUUUUGGGAUUUGCCCUCUCCGCAUUUGUUUUAGAAUGGGGGUAUUAUUGGAAGGCGGGGGAAAAUGUCCUGGAGCCUGUAGAGAAAAAAUUGCGGAGGAGGGUUAUCGACGAUCCCAGCUGUCCGGGUUGUGGUUCUAACCAAGAAUCUGUUGUCCAUAUUCUUUGUAAUUGCCCUUUAGCUGUUCAAACGUGGCGUUUGUCGCCUAUGCACUGUCGAAAUGGGGCUCUGUUUGACCAUAAGCUAGCUCUUCCUGGGGUGGUGUGCAAGUGGGCAAUGGAAUAUUUGCAAGAGUUUUUGUCUGCAAACUCUUUGAACCCUCUAAAUAUUGUUUCAUCUGGGGAGGGUGCUGCAAAUUCGUGGAUUAGGCCUUCAGAUGGGAUCUUUAAGAUUAAGGUGGACGGUUCAUGGAAGGAAGACAUGGGGAAAGGAGGCUAUGGUAUUGUGGUUAGAGAUUAUAGAGGUCUUUUUGUUGCUGCUUCUAUGGGUUUUUCACAGUGGUGUGCAAGUUCAUCAAUUGCUGAAGCUUUGGCAAUUCGACAAGGUGUUCAUCUUGGCUUCCAACUUGGUUUGGGGUCUAUUUUCGUGGAACGUGAUGCUCAAUUGCUGGUGAAGAUGCUCAAUGGCCAGGUUACAACCAAUCAAGAGGUGGAAAUGAUCAUUCAUGAUAUUCAAGCCUUAAGCAAAAAUUUCCAGUGCUGCGGCUUUUCUUUCGUUCGUAGGACUGGUAAUUCGGUUGCUCAUGUGUUGGCAAAUUGA
This is a messenger RNA of Rhododendron vialii, 897 nucleotides long. RefSeq lists its product as uncharacterized. Gene Ontology annotation, molecular function: RNA-DNA hybrid ribonuclease activity; nucleic acid binding. The transcript is spliced from 4 exons. Lineage: Eukaryota; Viridiplantae; Streptophyta; Magnoliopsida; Ericales; Ericaceae. The record is from RefSeq and is a predicted model, not a curated record. Bases 1 to 897 code for a protein of 298 amino acids.